UCGCUGCCGCCGGCUCCUGAGCGAGCCUCCCCGGCCGGCGGCGGGGCCGGGCCCGGCAUGGAGUUCCCCGGGGAGCUGGCUGAGAUGCCCAGACAGUUCCCAAAGCUGAACAUAUCUGAAGUUGAUGAGCAAGUGCGACUUCUAGCUGAGAAGGUAUUUGCUAAAGUUCUCCGAGAAGAAGACAGCAAGGAUGCCUUGUCACUAUUCACUGUGCCUGAAGACUGCCCUAUUGGGCAGAAAGAGGCCAAGGAAAGGGAACUUCAGAAGGAACUGGCAGAACAACAGUCUGUGGAAACAGCAAAAAGGAAGAAAAGUUUCAAGAUGAUUCGAUCUCAGUCUUUGUCAUUACAAAUUCCGUCUCAGGAAUGGAAAGCACCACCGGCCAUUCCUACUCUGUCUCCUACAACACCAGUUCUUCAACAUGCUUUCCUGCCAGUCCAGGUGCCAUAUGAUGUACCAGAGUUUCAGAGAGUUUCAAUUAGUGGGGACUACUGUGCAGGGGUUACAGUUGAUGAUUACGAGCAAGCUGCCAAGAGCCUGGUGAAAGCUCUUCUCAUUCGAGAAAAGUAUUCACGCCUUGCAUAUCAUCGCUUCCCAAGAACGACAUCCCAGUAUCUGUGUAGCAUGCAACAUGAGAAGUGGAAGGUUGAAGAUGAAGUGUGUCCACAUUUUCAUUCACCCCCAGAAGAAAAUGAAGAUCCUUACAAUCUUGAUGAUGCUCCAAACAAUUUGGAUUAUGUGGUCAAGAUAAAAGGUGGCAUUCCAUUUGUUUAUGAUAACAAAGAAAUGAUGGAGCUCAAUGAGCCUCGGAGUCUGCCCUAUCCUGACCUGGAGACCUAUACCCUUGACUUGAGCCACGUUCUUGCUCUAAUUGCAGAUGGUCCAACAAAAACAUACUGCCAUCGCCGGCUCAACUUUUUAGAAUCUAAAUUUAGUUUGCACGAGAUGUUAAACGAAAUGUCUGAGUUUAAAGAACUGAAGAGUAACCCCCAUCGAGACUUUUAUAACGUGAGAAAGGUUGAUACUCAUAUCCAUGCUGCUGCUUGCAUGAACCAGAAACACUUACUGAGGUUUAUUAAGCACACGUAUCAAACAGAGCCAGACAGGAUUGUUGCAGAGAAAAAAGGCAAGAAGAUGACCUUAAAGCAAGUCUUUGAAAGCCUUCACAUGGAUCCAUAUGACCUCACUGUAGACUCUUUAGAUGUCCAUGCAGGUCGUCAAACAUUCCAUCGAUUUGACAAAUUCAAUUCCAAGUACAAUCCAGUUGGUGCCAGUGAGCUGAGGGACUUGUAUUUGAAAACCGAGAACUACAUUGGUGGAGAAUAUUUUGCUCGUAUGGUCAAGGAAGUAGCCCGUGAACUAGAAGAAAGUAAGUACCAGUACACAGAACCCCGAUUAUCCAUCUACGGACGGUCUCCAGAUGAGUGGCUGAGCUUGGCAAACUGGUUCAUUAAACAUAAAGUCUACUCUCCUAAUAUGCGCUGGAUAAUUCAGGUUCCCAGAAUCUAUGAUAUAUUUAGGUCAAAGAAUAUUCUGCCUAGUUUUGGAAAGAUGUUAGAGAACAUUUUUGUGCCUUUGUUUGAAGCAACAAUCAAUCCCAAAGACCACAAAGAAUUACAUCUUUUCCUCAAAUAUGUGACUGGCUUUGACAGUGUUGAUGAUGAAUCCAAGCAUAGUGGCCAUAUGUUCUCUGACAAAAGCCUUACCCCUGACCUCUGGACUAGCGAGAAGAAUCCCCCAUAUAGCUAUUACUUGUAUUACAUGUAUGUCAACAUCAUGUUGCUAAACAACCUUAGGAAGGAAAGAGGCAUGUGUACUUUCCUGUUUCGACCUCACUGUGGAGAAGCUGGGUCUAUCACACAUCUUGUGUCAGCCUUUCUGACAGCAGACAACAUUUCUCAUGGACUGCUCUUGAAGAAGAGUCCUGUCUUGCAGUAUCUUUAUUAUCUUGCACAAAUUCCCAUUGCCAUGUCUCCUCUUAGUAACAACAGCCUCUUCCUGGAGUACUCAAAAAAUCCACUACGGGAAUUUCUACAUAAGGGACUUCACGUCUCUCUCUCUACAGAUGACCCUAUGCAAUUUCAUUACACAAAGGAAGCACUCAUGGAGGAAUAUGCUAUUGCAGCCCAGGUGUGGAAACUGAGUACCUGUGACCUAUGUGAAAUAGCAAGAAACAGCGUGCUGCAGAGUGGAUUGUCUGAUAAGGAAAAACAGAAAUUCUUAGGGGUUAACUACUGUAAAGAAGGGCCAGAGGGAAAUGACAUUCGAAAGACAAAUGUUGCACAGAUCCGGAUGGCCUUCAGGUACGAGACGCUGUGCAAUGAACUUAGUUUCCUGUCUGAUGCUAUGAGAACAGAUGAGAUUUCAACAUUGUCAUAGUAGUUACAAGCUCAAAUAAACCACAGCAUUUCACUCCCAAGCAGAAUGGGACGCUAAAUAGUAUCGAAUCAUCUGCUGUUGAUGCUACCGAGAAAUACCUGAACAACAUGGACAAAAACAGAGUAUGGGAGCUAAACAGCAUUUGCUGUUAUCUUUUACUGUGUUAUUCUCAUUGCAAAAAUGUCAGUUUCUACAAACAGUAGGCUUUGUAAGACUGCUGUAAAUAUUAUAUGCAAACUAAGAAUCAUGUAUUAUUUGUUUCAUAGUGUCUUAAAUGUGCACUAUAUUGUAGCUUGCAAAACUAUACAGAGUAUCCAUAAUGCAUCCAUGAGAUGCAUUUUAGGAUACUGCGGAUGCUGAAAGAACGCACGCACCCAAUUUUUGUCCUGCUAGUCUCAUAGCAAUCAUGGCAUUUACCACUGGGAAGUUUAACCCUUUAUUCGACAGCAGAUUGUAUAGGGUGUGUAAUUUUGAGGCUGCCCCCUCAUUCAUGAUUCUUACCUUAACAUUUCAGCAGUUAAACUGGAAAACAAGAAAGCUCAAAAUAUAGUAGUCACAUUUAAUGACCAUUUAAUUACUUCCUGUUGUCAUGUGGGAUGGCUGCAAAUAACAGCAGACUAAAUGUUUUUAAUCUUAAUAUGUACAAAACACAGUGUCAAAAUUAUCACUAUUGUACACUGUAAUAACAAGUGUAAUUACAUUAUGAAAGCUCUGCAUUGUAGGUUAAGAACAUGUUUUUAUUGCUUUUUAAUCAGAGUAUGUUGGUUUGCCAAUUCAAAUUAUUUGGAAACUUAUGAGAUAAUGCUGGUUGCAUGUAAAGAGAGUUUUUUUUACUUGAACAAAGGAAGUGUUCUUAUGAAUCAGCAGUAGAAACUCCAGACCUGGGUUCUGGUCCUACUUCUGAUGUCUUUUUACCAAUUUGUGUUAGUUUGUAUUUUAGUCAAUUACAGAGAUGAACGAGAAGUCACAAACUGUCUAUUUAUACAGAAGCUAGCUAGGUAAUUUUUAGUCAUUGUAUGUUAAAACUUUUUAUUUAUGAUGGAGCAGAUAGUAAAAUAUAACUAUUGUACGUCUUCCCCCCCCCCCCCCCAAUUCGAAUAACCUUCUUAAGACAAAGUAUUACUUCACUCAGAAAGGAAUAAAGGUAAUAAAUAUCACAUAGUAUCUUCAUUUUGUAGGAACUGUAGGUAGCUUUGUGCAGAAAAAGAAAGAAAGACUUGAAGGCUUAUGGAUAAGCAGAGAGAGAGUGCCAAUGCCUGUAAGUCCAAAACAGAAGUAAUUAAUCUGAAGGCCUAUAGUCCCUAAGACAGGAUGGUGAGCCUACAGAGAGACCUGCAGAGAGGUUACGAGUCUUAGAACAGAAUAAAUGCAGAAUUAAAGUGUAAAUAACAUUUUAACAAAUGCUAGCCAAUUAAGUUUCAUGCCACUUCGGUUUCUUAGGCCAGGCCCUUGUCCUGGAUACCUACACCCAUCCUUUCUGAAGUUGACCAGGUCUCACUUCCCCUUGUAAACGCAGAAGGAAGGAGCACUGGUGAUAUCACCAGUACCAGACACCUCAGUGAUGGCAUAAACAUAGGUAUUUAUUGAAACAAGCACUCUCCUCAGGCUGCAGGAGUGGAAAGCAGUACCUUCAAGGACAAUUUCUAAUGCACCUGCCGUCCUGAAUGGUGGUUGCAUGAAGGAAGAAUUCCCUGUUAUCACCUACAGCUGUGCAGCCACGGAAGAGCCCCAUAAGAAAUUAACCUGAAAAAAGACCUUAGGAAAUAGCCCGAAGUAGGGCUUCUACAGGGAGCCCUGGAGCACAGGAACAGACUUCUGGCCAUCCAGGGAGUUGCAGCACUCACAAGGCUAGACGAGGAAUUCUGAUCCAAAACAAGGCUGCAGACAGACGGUGGGCGACUCGCUGUCAGCUCUUCAGCCAUCUAGCUUAAUGUCUGCAGUGUUCAACUAGUGCCAUUUUUGACACUCCUAGUGCAGCUUCAAUCCUGUGAACCAGUGCUAUACUGGCUCAACUGUGUAACAUUAAGUUGUUCUAAGGUUAUAGUCAGCUACAUCCAUUGGCCUCACUGUUAAGAGAUUUUAGCAGCUGACAUAAUGCAUUGUCAGGAUCUGAGUUUUCUUCCAAUGGCCUGAAGAGUGGUUCCAACCUUUUGACUACAUAAAAUGGAGAAGAGUUAGAAGAGUUCUCUUCAUUAGUACAGCUUCCUAAUAAGUUUCUAUACAAAGUGUUAUUUACCUCAGUACCUUUAUCCAGUCUGAGUAAGUAACAUGCUUUUGAGAAUUCUACUUUUAGGUAUUUUUGAUCUCACAACCAUUGCUUUACUUGGGCUGUUACACCUGUGGAUUGCCUUUAGUGUGUCUCUUGUUUGUCAUUUAUAUUUCCUAGCUUUUUUUGACACUAUACCAAACUCCUGGAUGUUUAAUACCUUUCCAAUUUCCCUUACCUCAAGAACAUCAAGUUCUAAUGUGUUGGUAGCUCUCUCAAAAAAACAAAAACAACAACCAAAAAAACCCAAAAACAAACAAUAAAGCAAAACCAAAGUUAACAAAACAGAACAAUUUAAAUCUUUGUUGUUAGAGUAAUCUGGCUUUUUAACAAUAACAAACUACCAAACAAGUGGCCAUUAGCACAAAUUCUCCUUUUGGUGCAUCCCUGUUUGCUGCUUUUAACAACACAUUGAGCUAAGUGUUAUAUUUAGGGAAACAGAGCCAUAUCCUUCCAAGCUUCCAUUGCUACAUCCCUUUUUUGAUUAUCUUUUAGUUACACAGAUGUUACUGAUUCUCAGGGUCAGUUCUGGGACUUGAGCUGUUUUCAGUUGCAGUUUUGUUCUAAUGACUGUUUCAAACAACCUUGCAGUCUUAGGAUAUGCAUGUAAAAACAGAUCCACUGUUGAAGUGUUAAUGUCAUCUGAAUUAACUGUCGUACACUUUUACUCAAGUGCAAGAUUGGGCAAACUGCUGUUCUUGUAUUUCCCAGACCACGUUAAGAUCUGACUGGGCUACAGCCCAGUUUGUUUUGCUUACACAGAAGAAAAAGAAAGGGACUCGAUGAGCAUUGCUGAAGGUGGUGAUUUGGUGGUGGGUGGGAGGGAUGCUUCAGAACGGCAGAGCAUCCUAUUUCCUCAUCAUUUCACCAGUGUUAAUAUUCAAAUGCUAUUCAAGACUUCCUUAAAUCUAGUAGCUCAGAGCAUUUAACACUUUCACCUAAAAUGGUUAAUUAUGGCUUCUUGAUAUUUAAAACUUACCAAUUUGAGCCAUUUUUAGCAAUGCUCUUCCAUUCUCUUACAGUACUGUAGCAAACUUCAGGCUCUUACUCUUCUAGUGGGUAACACAGAUUGUUCCUCACACCAGACCUGUCUUACCUUCUCGUGUACGACCCUUUUUCGCUUGUGGCUAAACCUUUCUAUUCUUGUUGCCGAGUUAACAUAUCAACCUGAAAAAAGGUGGGGAGGGAAGUCUGUAAAAAAAUGCUUUUUCCUCCUGUGCCUAGGUUAAAUGAUGUUUAUCACUGGCUCUUGUGGAAGCAUAAAACAUCACACAAAUAAAUGAUAAAGAAUAUAUUAGGA
Molecule: messenger RNA, 5945 nt
Organism: Centrocercus urophasianus (Greater sage-grouse)
Lineage: Eukaryota; Metazoa; Chordata; Aves; Galliformes; Phasianidae
Gene: AMPD3
Product: adenosine monophosphate deaminase 3
Exons: 15
Coding region: 58-2379 (773 amino acids)
Biological process (GO): IMP salvage; AMP metabolic process
Cellular component (GO): cytosol
Molecular function (GO): AMP deaminase activity
Source: RefSeq, a predicted model, not a curated record